Messenger RNA from Ixodes scapularis (black-legged tick), 2556 nucleotides. RefSeq names its product carboxypeptidase Q. The record is from RefSeq and is a predicted model, not a curated record. The coding region runs from base 1 to 1386 and encodes 461 amino acids. The transcript has 5 exons. Lineage: Eukaryota; Metazoa; Arthropoda; Arachnida; Ixodida; Ixodidae. Gene Ontology annotation, molecular function: metallodipeptidase activity. Gene Ontology annotation, biological process: proteolysis; peptide catabolic process.
AUGAGCCAGCUGCCCGUCCUUCUGUGGACGCUGCUCUCGAGCAUGCGCGAGGAUGUCUGCUAUCUCCCGCCUGAGCUCCGGGCCGAGAUCCGCGGCUACAGGCCGCUGGUCCAGAGCAUCUUGUCCGAAUUUGUCGCAGGUGCGGAAAGCGGCAGUACGUACGCAGACCUGGCCUACUUCGCCGACAAGUUCGGUCACAGGGUGGUUGGCUCCGCAAGUCUGGAAGACGCUAUAGACCACCUGGUGAGCGUGCUCCGCCACGCCGGGCUGGACCAUGUGGCGGCCGAGCCUGUCCACACGCCGGUGUGGUCUAGGGGCCCGGAGAAGGUGACCGUGGUGUCCCCGCGUGUCCUGGAGAUGGACGUCCUGGGGCUCGGAGGCUCGGUGUCGACGCCACACGCGGGGAUCACCGCCCGAGUCGUGGUCGUCGAGUCAUUUGAAGAACUGGAAAGACGCGGCCACGAGGUGAACGGAACCAUCGUGGUCUUCAGGCCCAAGUGGCGCGACUACAAGAGCUACGUAGUGUACCGUGAGCGGGGCCCGUCCAUGGCGGCCAGGUACGGAGCCGUCGCGACGCUGGUGCGUUCUGCGGCACCGUUCUCGCUGUACACGCCUCACACGGGAAAGCUGUCGUACGACGACGAAGCGCCUCGCAUCCCCGCAGCCGCAGUCACCGUGGAGGACGCCGACUUCCUGGCUAGAGUCGCCGGCCGAGGGGAAGAGGUCAAGGUUCGCCUGGAGAUGAGCAACAGCCACACGAACGGGACGUCGAGGAACGUGGUUGCGGACAUUACCGGAACGGCCCACCCAAGCCAGUACGUCAUACUGGGCGCCCACACGGACAGCUGGGACGUGGGCCAGGGCGUCAUGGAUGACGCCGGCGGAGUCUUCAUCACCGUCAAGGCCUUGUCUUACCUGCGCAAGCGGGGCCUGAGGCCCCGGAGGACGCUCCGCGCAGUGCUCUGGACUUCGGAAGAGAACGGACUCGUUGGGGCCGCCGAAUUUGUGCGAAGGCACCAGGACGAACUAGAAAAUGUGUCGCUGGCCAUCGAAUCCGAUACGGGCACGUUCGCGCCGUACGGACUGACCACGUCCAGCGAGAACAACCUGACGCAGUGCAUCAUGCGCGAGGUCUUGUCCCUGAUGGCCCCGAUAGGUGCCACCACGCUGGAGCGGAGCGUUCGGGGCUCGGACGUGGACAAGCUCCACGCCUUGGGCGUCCCGGUGUCGACGCUACUGAAUCGCAAUGAGCGCUACUUUCACUACCACCAUACCAGGGCGGACACAAUGAGCCUGAUGAACAGCCGGGAUCUCGACCUCUGCACCGGCUUCUGGGCUGCUGUGGGCUAUGUCUUUGCGGACCUGCGUGACAUGCUACCCAGAUAACGCCGCGCCUCAACGCAGCACGUGACACUCACUCAGGACAGGUCCCUCCCUUACGCGUUGCAACGGGUUCCCAGUCCGGGGUGUAGUUGCAUGAAAGCAAAGGUGGGACUUGGGGGGGGGGGGGGGGGGAUGGAAAAUGCAUCUGCAUACUAAAUCUUUCUCCGCUUAAUGCUAAAGCGAUAGCCUUGGAUCGAACACGUAUUCGCUUAAUCGCAAUUUAUUCAAACAUAGUCAUUUCUCUUGGCUCAGAAGACACACAGUCCAAUAUUUAGGCGAUUUCGUCGGGAACUUAGCAUAGGGGCUCUUGAAAAGUUAAUCUCAAAUUUAUUUAAGAGUCCAAAUUAUUUUAAAGGUUUCAUAAUACAUUUAUGGAAACGACAGUUUACAUUUGUAGCAGGUAUUGUAGCAGGCAAGCUCAUGUAUUGGAGUAGCUUUGACUCUUUUGGAAUGAAUUUAAGCACGGGUUAGCACAUCACAUACGAAUAAAGCGGUGAUUGGAUCACUAAAUGAGCUACUUUUUAUAAUAAUUUAGGGUUUAUCUUUGAUAUUCAAGCAUAUUACUUAUUAACAUUUGUGCAUAAUGCAUUUAAAUAUUUAGAAAAACUGUACAUUGAACUCAGCUGCCUUUUUUAGGAAUAAGAGUCAGGGCAUUAAUCUUUGUGUUUACAAAAGGGAUCAACAAAGAAAAAUGGUUGAAAAAUAAAUCGAAGCAAGUCACUUCAGGUAAGGUGAAGCAUCCUUACCUUUCUCUUUUUUGUGUAGCCUGCCAAUAAAGCUUACGGAAAUCUCCGGAAGAAACUACCUAAAGCUGUAAAAUGUCGACCAGUAAAAAUAUGAGCCUGCUGCGUGGGAUAUAACUUAACUGCUUAUUAAAGCAUGGUUCUGCGAUUUAGUUUUUUUUUUUCUUCUGCAAAUUUUAAGACAGAAAUAAAACCAAAACCAAUUUUCAUUUUGGAGUUAAUUUUUCAUGAGAGAUGUUAAUUUUAGUUUGACUUAUAACUCAAGAUGGUGUCGAACAUCGUAAUUAUUAUAUAGAAAAAUUGUUUGCGGAAAAUAAAUUUUAAUGCGAAAGCAUCAACUGUCCAUGGCGCGAAGCUGGCGGAAUCUGUAACCACGGAAAAUUUGAAAUAAAUUUCAACUCUCCAGGCGGCGUCUGUAACCACGACAAAA